AUGAGUCUCCCAGGAGAAUCCCUCACUUCACAGUCCUCCACCCCUAAAAUACUCAUAUCCCCAUCAUUUCACAACUCACCUCCAAUUAUCCUCUCCAAAGAAGACCGAACCAACUCCUACUAUCCACCAAAACCUUUCCUCCCACUCCAAGCAGACCCCAAAACAGAAUCUGCAUACCGCAACAUCAUCCAAACCACCCAAUUAGCCCCCUCAACCCCCGGCCUCGAUGUCUGGAUUUCGGGAAUAUCCAAUCAGAGAACUCUCGAGAUGCUCGGCUACCCAUCCUCGAACCCACAUAUCUCCUCCCUAGCUUCAAACCCAUCAUCUCCCCCCAACACCCCCUCCUCACCAACCUCCAGGAUCCAAAAACGCAAUGAUGCAAUUACCCGACCCCUGAUCCCCGCAUCCUCAGUCCUGCACUAUCUUCUCGACACUGCCCCAAGAAAGAUGCACAUCAACAUCAACGGAUGCAAACGCAGCAGCCAAGUCGAAGACAACUCCGAAGACUACGCUAUCCUCCGAUACAUCGCUAAUUAUAGCGAGCCACGCUACUGGGUAUUCGACAUUGAGGAUCUUCACUGCGCAGUAUGUUGCAAACAGAUGCGGGACCAGCGACGAAGAGCUCACGAGAAGAGUUGGAGAUGGAGCGAGAGAGUGAGGGGCGCGUGGAGACAUCAGCAUUGUGUAAAUUCUUGGUGUCAUGGAGCGUGUGGGCAUGAGCGACGAUCUCAUAACGUACUUACCCGUCUCGGACUCGCCACAACCCGGAAGAUAAAAUAUAUCCAGCUAACCACUUCAUCUGCACGCAUGGAUCCGGAUAUCCUCGCUUCCGCAAUAACAGUUUUAAAACCGUUCGUUUCGAAACUUGCGGGAUUGGAAGUUCUUCUCGUUUCUUCUUCAGAUUCUGUGUUCAAAUCGAGGUAUGUGUGGAAUGGAUCGAGACAAGAAGCGCGGCGCUUCAUAUGCUGUUUUGCGGAGUUGGAGGAAUGGUUAGUGGAAGGGGCAAGGUUGGAGAUUAAGGGGUUGGGAAAGUUUGGAGAGUUGGAGGAUAUGUGGUGGGAUGUGAGGAGGAAGUGGUGGAGGAUUGGAGGGAGGGUGGGGGAUGAGAAAUAG
Molecule: messenger RNA, 1113 nt
Organism: Botrytis fragariae
Lineage: Eukaryota; Fungi; Ascomycota; Leotiomycetes; Helotiales; Sclerotiniaceae
Exons: 2
Coding region: 1-1113 (370 amino acids)
Source: RefSeq, a predicted model, not a curated record